Dalotia coriaria is the source of this 3935-nucleotide messenger RNA. It is a transcript of the gene Axn, whose product is annotated as axin. The record is from RefSeq and is a predicted model, not a curated record. Gene Ontology annotation, molecular function: molecular adaptor activity; beta-catenin binding; ubiquitin protein ligase binding. Gene Ontology annotation, cellular component: plasma membrane; beta-catenin destruction complex; nucleus. NCBI's taxonomy places the organism in Eukaryota, Metazoa, Arthropoda, Insecta, Coleoptera, Staphylinidae. The transcript has 9 exons. Bases 510 to 2927 code for a protein of 805 amino acids. Gene Ontology annotation, biological process: positive regulation of protein kinase activity; positive regulation of proteasomal ubiquitin-dependent protein catabolic process; negative regulation of canonical Wnt signaling pathway.
GCUACACACUCGCCUGUCAGUCGGUUCGGCACGCUGACGGCAGCGCGAACGCGACGAGCGCGUUUAUUACAUCAGUCCAGCACCAACGACACGAGUGCGAGUUUAUUUUCGUUGGUCCCGUCCGGUCGCUGCGAUUCCACAGCCAGCGUUGCGCGUCGACGGCGUGCGCCCGAAUGCUGAUCGCCCCGCAAAUUGUGCUUUAUUUAGUCACGCGAACGCGUCGAUGUUCGUGCGUGCGCGGCCGCCGCGAGUGUGAAAUGUGAAAAUAAUGAAAAUCGUUGGGGAUCAAUGUGGAUAUAACGCCGAAGUGCUCUCGCCCGCCGCCCGCACCGCCACGGAGGACCGCCGGUCUAUCGGAUAAUCGUCGAUCAGAUGUAGCAGAGGCUUCCGUUCAACACUAUGACGAAUAAGCCAGCGUCUUCCAGCCCACGUACGCAACGAUCAAGUCUAGCUAAAAUAGCGCCGUAUCCUUUUAGCACCAAUUGUAGUCAAACGAAGAGGCGACCAUUAUGAAUCGCAAGUCGAGCAGCCUUCAUGUGCACGACGGCGUCUUUGACCGGAACUCACCGCGCCCACCGGUCCCUGGCGAGGAGCGCACUCAUUGCGUCUCCGACUGCACGUUACCAAUGGAGUAUCCCUAUUCGUACAAACCCCGUCGAAAAUCAUCUAGUUUAAAUGAAUACACCGGUGAUAGUAAAUCGGUGACAUCGUUGACGUCGGCGUCGUCUUCUCAGCGCCCGCAGUCGGAAAACACAUCUCCGCCGGCAUGCCUACGCUGGGCGGUGUCACUGCACUGUCUGCUGGAAGACCCGGAUGGCGUUAUGCUAUUCAAGCGUUUCCUGCAGGCCGAGGGCAACGCGGACGCGCUCGACUUCUGGUUAGCCUGCGAAGGCCUUCGCAAGCGGAGUCAGCCUGAUCCAGCCUGCGAGGGUCUACUCAAGCAGAGUGAACCCGAUCGUGUAGUCAAAGUUAUUUACAAACGUUACUUCCUGAAAUCGUCACUUCCAAUCUCCGAAGACAUCAAACGCGAAGUCGGUCGCUGUCUGAAAUCUUCUGAAGACUUCAAGCAAUUUCUAACGCUGUUUGACGCGGCGCAGUCGCAGGUGGAGAAUCUGAUCAACAACACGACGUAUCCAAUCUUCCUCAAGAGCGAACUUUACCUGCAAUACAUUCAGUCCGUUCAAAAUCCAGCGGGUAGCAGCGGCGAUUUCAGUAGCGAAUCGUCAUCUUCCAGCAGCUCGGCCAGUAACAAAGAUCUAACGUCGUUGGCAUGUGGCGGUAACCCCUUGCCUAUCAUCCACGAAGAUAAGGAAUUUCAUAAUGCGUCGUUGUUUGGCGCACUGCAUCAAUGCCAGAACGCGCCACUUCCUGGCUACCAAUCGCCGUCGAUUGCCCAUGGUCCGAUGCGUCUCACGCGAAAUAUGCUGCUUGCGACGCAGAAAAAUCGUGCGAUGGACGUGCGCCCUCAAACGGAGACGUUUGCGGCCGAUAUGUAUAGAGGGUCCGGCGGGCUGCACCUGUAUAAUUCGUAUAAUCCUGUGUCGCGGCAAGAUAGCGAGAAGCAGUCGAUCAGUUCACAUUCGGAUGCACGCACGGAAUCCGACAAUAUGUCGCUUACAGAUAGCUCGAUUGAUGGAAGAUCUUUGCACCGUUCGACACGUCGCAAAAGUGCGUCAAUCGAGGCACGUAUGGUGCGCGAAAGCGCUGCUAUAAACAAAGAGACGCACAUGCAUCAAGCAGUCAUCCCUCGUACGCAGCGCGUUGAUAAGCAGCAGGUGAAACCGCUGAUGCCAGACGAAUUUGCCGCCAUCCUCAUACAAAAACUGGAAACUCUGAAGCGUAGUCAAGACAAACACGAACUCUUGGAACGUAAGCUCUCUGAAAGCGAUUCGUUGACGUCGCUCAACGAAAAAUGCCGUGCAACCAACGAAUUGCAAAGUCGCGAGUUGGCAAACGCAAUCCGCGAGCUUGAGGAUGACAACUGUCAGCAGAUCUUAGACGAUCACGUCUCGAUCGUCUUCUCUGAUAACACAUCACACGCACUUUCGCCAGGUGUAACGAGUCCGCGUCCUCACUCGCCGCGCAAGUAUCAGUCGGUGCGAGUGCGUCGCAAGGACAAAGACGGUUUCUCGACGUUCAGUGGAGACUCAGGCAACGUACACGAUUUCGGCGAGGAGCAUAAGAUGGUGAAGUCGAAGAGUAUGCCCGAGUAUCCCGAGGAGCGCUUUGGGCGCGGUUGUGCCACGAGGCGUUCUUCAAAGAAAGCGCCCACUGAGUUUACCGAUAGCGGUGUCUCAGUGGUAUCUGACACGCCACCCGACAGUCGCGUACGCCUCUGGCUGGAGGAGUCCGAGCGCGGCAGUCGUACCAGCAGCUACACUCACACCGAAAUGUCUGGUUCAAAACACAGUCGGCAUAGAAGCACAACAAGCUCCACCUUACCUUCUAGUGCUAGCAGCAGGCAUCGUAAAAAUUACGGGUCGCGAUCAAAUAGUCUGGAGCGAAGUGGUGCGUCGAGCACGUUGUGUCCUGCGCAGCCGUUCGUCGCCGAUCCCAGCAUGCCGCCACUACCUCAACCCAACACUACUAUUCAGCUUGAAGAAGCCAUCAGGAGAUUGAAUGAAGGCAAAGAUGAAGAUCUCAGAACGCGUUCGAAACAAAGUAGAACACCGUGUAAACAUUAUACAACUGUGGUGUUCUCGUUCUGCGAGGAGCAAUUUCCAUACCGCAUCAAAAUUCCCGGUAAGCAGGUGACACUCAAGCAGUUCAAGGAGUUCCUGCCGAAGAAGGGCAACUAUCGGUACUUCUUCAAGACGGAGUGCGAGGAGUUGGACAACCAGGUCAUCCAGGAGGAGGUCAGCAGCGACGCAGACGUGCUUCCACUCUGGGAGGGCAGGAUUAGUGCGCAGGUCAAAACAAUCGACUGAUUUAGUUCUUAAUUUAAUUAAUAAUUUAAUAAUAAUGAUGGACAGACAUAUUUACAAACACUACGAAUUAGAGCCCGACGCGGACGAUGCUAUUGUUUGAAAGUCUUACGAUUUACGGGCAGGACUCUGAAUAGACUUUUUUUUAUUUAUUUUACAUUGUAACACAAUCACGAAGGGCACGACGAAGUGCAACCAAGGUUUCAUAUUGGUUGGCAUAUGUAAUGGACGCCGACGCGUUCGACGAGCGAAAAUAAUGUAAAUAACCUGUACUUAAUCAGGAAAUCAGGUGGAAAAGUGCCUUCGCUAAGUAAUCACACAAUACACGUUGACAGUUUCAUGAACAAACACAUUCGAGACGCGACCUUCCCCUUUAUCACCACGAAAACAGUUCUUGUUGGCCGAGAAUGAAGUAAUAAGUAGCUAGAUAAUACAAACGAGCCUUGUGUAAAAAUAUUCUUUAUUUAAUUAUUUAUGAAUUUAUGUGAAUUGUGUAGAUAUAUACAUAUUUUUAUAUGCCUAUAUUGUAAUCGAUAGUAGUUGCAGUAUUUUUUACUUAAAAAUUGGGUGCCAUGAACACGAUACGAUUUCGAUUCAACGAAGAAGCGAAAUUAUUUAUACGAAUCUUACAGCGAAAAGAAUCGAGCAUUUUUUUCUACAAUGCUGUGUCGUACUGUACGUACAUAUAUACGAUCAAGUUGCAGCACUAAAAUUUCUUAGUCGAUUCAGUCGUUGCCGCUGGAAUGCCUUUUCAUGUGACAAUUAUAAAAGUGGCCUAACGCGUUUUACGGUUUUCUUAUAGUAAGGAAACGUGCACUUUGAAUACAAAUCGGCCUCGAACCCAGCGAAUUUCUGCUAGUUAUUAACCGAUUUCAUUAUUAUCAAUGAAAAUUGCUACACUGGAGCACAGUACAUUUGAUCUUCCCAACUUCGACAUGCAAUCGGAUCAAAUUAUGUGAACGCAAUUGGAGGAAUAACGAUUUAAAGUUGUAAAUAAAGAUAUUAAACAUU